Molecule: messenger RNA, 1178 nt
Organism: Oryzias melastigma (Indian medaka)
Lineage: Eukaryota; Metazoa; Chordata; Actinopteri; Beloniformes; Adrianichthyidae
Gene: guca1aa
Product: guanylate cyclase activator 1A
Exons: 4
Coding region: 504-1073 (189 amino acids)
Molecular function (GO): calcium sensitive guanylate cyclase activator activity; calcium ion binding
Source: RefSeq, a predicted model, not a curated record
ACUUUUUGGCCAAAUUUGGGUCCUAUUUGCUUUGAUUUAUCUCAUUAGAUGGUUUAAAAAUGUCUACAAACUGAAGCUUUUAUUUUGAAAAUGAAUCAGUUGAGCGUUUUCCUUAUUUAUUACUAUUUGCGUGACAUUUUAAAGCUAAAACUGAGACUGAGUCCACAGACAGGACAGGAUGUCAUGUUGAUGCACGUGAGGGUUUGAAAGUUCCUCGUCAGCACGUCCCAGGUAAACGUGGGGCAGCUAACCUGUCCUUUUACAGAAGUGAUUAAGCUGAUCAUCUGUGUGGUUGUCUGGAUUACAGCCAGUGAUUAUACCCAAGGAGAACAUCAUGUGGGUUGGGCUUGAAAAAAAAAAACCUACAAAAGGCCCCGACCAGCCGCCAGUCUCACCCUAAAGGUUCCCAGAGUUGAGUGACUGUGAACAGGGAGAACCUCCGCUUCACAGUAGACCAAACCGGGUAAAAGUGAAAGUCAGCCGCCUCAUCCGCCCCCUCAGAGAUGGGUAACUCAACAGGAAGCACCGUGGACGACCUGCAGGCCGUGGAGAUGCACCUGUGGUACAAGAAGUUCAUGACGGAGUGCCCCUCGGGUCAGCUCACGCUGCACGAGUUCAAGCAGUUUUUCGGGCUGAAAGGUCUGGACAUGGAGGCCAACGCCUACAUAGAGCAGAUGUUCCGGACGUUCGACAUGAACAAGGACGGAUACAUAGACUUCAUGGAGUACGUGGCGGCUCUGAGCCUGGUGAUGCGCGGAAAGAUGGAGCACAAGCUGCGCUGGUACUUUAAACUGUACGAUGUGGACGGAAACGGCUGCAUAGACCGCCAUGAACUCCUGAACAUCAUCAAGGCGAUUCGUGCGAUCAACGGGAAUGAAAACCAGGAAACAACCGCAGAGGAAUUCACCAACAGCGUGUUUGACAGGAUUGAUGUGAAUGGAGAUGGCGAGCUCUCCCUGGAGGAGUUUGUGGCGGGAGCUCGGAGUGACGAAGACUUCAUGGAGGUCAUGAUGAAAAGCUUGGACCUUCGCCACAUUGUGGCCAUGAUCCACAACCGGAGGCACAGCGUUUAGGACGCCUGCCACCUGAUCUUCAUUCAUGGUUUGACCCGAGUGCGUCAGCUUUAGCUGCCUCUGGUUAAGAAUAAAAAAAGGGUCUCCUUAAGUAAGAUCUCUCUU